Molecule: messenger RNA, 4450 nt
Organism: Manis javanica (Malayan pangolin)
Lineage: Eukaryota; Metazoa; Chordata; Mammalia; Pholidota; Manidae
Source: RefSeq, a predicted model, not a curated record
ACUGCCGGAUCAUACAGUAAUUCUACUUUUUAAUUUUUUGAGAAACUGCCAUACUGUUCUCCAUCGUGGCUGCACCACGGUACGGCAGGCACUUUAAAAAUGUCUGUCAUGCCCAAGGGGGACGAACAAUUGCUGUACUAUAGAUGACAGCCGAGGAGAAAGAUUGUAUGGCCAAGAAAGAACACUGUCAAUUAUCAGGCUUUAUUAGAAAAUGAUUGCUUAAAAGCAUGGAAUUCCUAGAAUUUGGAGACACAUUAUAAACCAUUUGGUCCACUCUCCUACUCACAGACGAGUAAACUGGGACUCUGAGAGGACAAGAGGUUGGUGAAGGUCACAGGGCUAGUUAAGGGAAGAAUCAGACUGGCAUCCAGGGCUUUCCGAUCUUCAACUUACUGCAAAGAAAUUGAUUUUCAACUUGAAAUAUUAGGCGAUGAAGAACAAGAAUUAUGGAUUAAAUAAUUAGAAAACAUCCUCUGGGGUACAGUGUGUUCUGCUUUUGUUUCCACGGCUGGCUUUUGGCCUCUCUGAUUGCCUGGGCGGACACUGAAACCAAGCCUGCUUGUCUUGCUGCCUCUGCUGGUCCUGGACCUCCUAAGAGAUGGAGGGGGAGUCAAAGAAAACCAGUUCUCAGUCAGGAUCCGCGGGAGACGUGAAACGCGACCCUCUGCUCACCUGGACGCUGGCCAGAACCACGGGUGUGUGGCGCAGAUCUAGCUCCCAGCUGGGGCCUCUAUGGCCCCGCGCUGUCCCCACGUUGCGGGAUCCGAAUGAGAGGGUUCAGGGUCUCCCGGGGACAAGGAGCUCUUGCCGUGCCUUCUCCCCAGCCGGAGCCCCGGCGCCGGUGCGACUUCCCGGGCGCAAGCGUGCCCAGUAUCCCCCCGCGGAGCGCGGGCUGCGGACCACGGUGGGCACGUGUGCUCGGCCGCAGCGCUGCACCAGGCGCCACCCGCCCGGCUCGGCCCAACAGCGCGGCUCCCGCCGGGGCCCCUGCCGGUGGGGAGAGGGAUCCUCCCCCUUCCACUUUGCACCAGUCCGAGGGAAUUUGCGGUCGGUGACGCGCAUCCUUGAGCGAGCCACCUGCAGCGCGGGGCGCGCCGCUCCGGGCGGCUUCGCAGGGCUGGGCCGGCGCGGCCUGGGGACCCCGGGCUCCGGAGGCCAUGCCGGCGUUGGCGUGCCUUGGCGGCCGGCUGCUGCUGCUCGUUGUAUUUUCAGCAAUGGUAUUUGAGACUGUUACAAAUCAAGAGCUACCUGUGAUCAAGUGUGUUUUAAUCAAUCAUAAGAACGACGAUUCAUCAAUGAGGAUAUCAUCACCAUAUCCCAUGGGGUCAGGAUCCCUGGAGGAAGACCUCAAGUGCUCCUUGAAGUCUGAGAGCACAGAGGCAGUAUAUGAAGCAGCCACUGUGGAAGUAGACGCGUCUGCCUCCAUCACACUACAAGUGCUGGUCAACACCCCAGGACACAUUUCCUGCCUCUGGGUCUUUAAUCACAGCCCCCUGAAUUGCCAGCCGCACUUUGAUUCACAAAACAGAAGAGUUGUUUCCAUGGUCAUUUUGAAAAUGACAGAAACCCAAGCUGGAGAAUACCUGCUUUUUAUUCAGAGUGAAGCUGCCAAUUACACAAUAUUGUUUACAGUGAGUAUAAGAAACACACUGCUGUACACAUUGCGGAGACCUUACUUUCGAAAAAUGGAAAAUCAGGACGCCUUGGUCUGCAUCUCUGAGAGCAUUCCCGAACCGACCGUGGAAUGGGUGUUUUGCGAUUCACAGAGUGAAAGCUGUAAAGGAGAAAGUCCAGCUGUCGUGACAAAAGAGGAGAGCGUGCUUCAUGAAUUGUUUGGAACAGACAUAAGGUGCUGUGCAAGAAAUGAGCUGGGCAGGGAAUGCACCAAGCUGUUCACAAUAGAUCUAAAUCACACCCCUCAGACCACACUGCCACAAUUAUUUCUUAAAGUAGGAGAACCCCUAUGGAUAAGGUGCAAAGCUGUUCAUGUAAACCAUGGAUUCGGGCUCAGCUGGGAAUUAGAAAAUAAAGCCCUGGAUGAGGGCAGCUACUUUGAGAUGAGUACCUAUUCCACAAACAGAACUAUGAUACGGAUUCUGUUUGCUUUUGCAUCAUCGGUGGGAAGAAACGACACCGGGUAUUACACUUGUUCCUCUUCAGAGCAUCCCAGUAAAUCCGCUUUGGUUACCAUCAUAGAAAAGGGAUUUAUAAAUGCUUCCAAAUCAAGUGAAGAUUAUGAAAUUGACCAGUAUGAAGAGUUUUGUUUUUCCGUCAGGUUUAAAGCAUACCCACAGAUCAGAUGUACGUGGACCUUCUCCCGCAAAUCAUUUCCUUGUGAGCACCGUGGCCUUGAAGACGGGUACAGCGUAUCUAAGUUUUGCAACCAUAAGCACCAGCCAGGAGAAUAUAUAUUCCGUGCAGAAAAUGAUGACGCCCAGUUCACUAAAAUGUUCACACUGAAUAUAAAAAGGAAACCUCAAGUGCUAGCGGAAGCAUCAGCAAGCCAGGCUUCUUGCUCCUCUGAUGGGUACCCAUUGCCAUCUUGGACCUGGAAGAAGUGUUCAGACAAGUCUCCCAACUGCACUGAGGAAAUCACCGAAGGAGUUUGGAAUAAGAAGGCUAACAGAAAAGUAUUUGGACAGUGGAUAUCGAGCAGUACUCUAAACAUGAGUGAAGCCAUCAGAGGGUUCCUGGUGAAAUGCUGUGCAUACAAUUCUCUGGGUACAUCUUGUGAAACAAUCCUUUUAAACUCCCCAGGCCCCUUCCCUUUCAUCCAGCACAGCAUCUCCUUCUAUGCGACCAUUGGGCUCUGUGUUCCCUUCAUUGCCGUUUUAACCAUGCUAAUUUGUCACAAGUACAAAAAGGUAAAGGCAAAAGUAAAAAUUCAUCACUGUUUCCUAUUUCUGAAGAACUGCCUGUUAUACUUCUUUUACUUCAGCUUUACAUUUUGCAAUGCUCUUCCAUUGGCAGAAAAAGCAGACAGUUCUGAAAGAGAGGCCCUCAUGUCUGAACUCAAAAUGAUGACCCACCUGGGAAGCCAUGAGAAUAUUGUGAAUCUGCUGGGGGCAUGCACUCUGUCAGGACCAAUUUACUUGAUUUUUGAAUAUUGUUGCUAUGGUGAUCUUCUCAACUAUCUAAGAAGUAAAAGAGAAAAAUUUCACAGGACAUGGACGGAGAUUUUCAAGGAGCACAAUUUCAGUUUUUACCCUACUUUCCAAUCACAUCCAAAUUCCAGUAUGCCUGGCUCAAGAGAAGUUCAAAUACAGCAGGAGUCGGAUCCUAUCUCAGGGUUCGGUGGGAAUUCAUUUCAAUCUGAAGACGAAAUUGAAUAUGAAAACCAGAAAAGACUGGAGGAGGAAGAGGACUUGAACGUGCUCACCUUUGAAGAUCUCCUUUGCUUCGCAUAUCAAGUUGCCAAAGGAAUGGAAUUUCUGGAAUUUAAGUCGUGUGUCCACAGAGACUUGGCAGCCAGGAACGUGCUCGUGACCCAUGGGAAAGUGGUGAAGAUUUGUGAUUUUGGAUUGGCUCGCGACAUUAUGAGUGACUCCAACUAUGUUAUCAGAGGCAACGCCCGUCUGCCUGUAAAGUGGAUGGCUCCUGAAAGCUUAUUUGAAGGGAUCUACACAAUUAAAAGUGAUGUCUGGUCCUACGGAAUAUUACUCUGGGAGAUAUUCUCCCUUGGUGUCAAUCCUUACCCUGGUAUUCCUGUCGACGCUAACUUCUAUAAACUCAUUCAGAGUGGAUUUAAGAUGGAUCAGCCGUUUUAUGCUACCGAAGGAAUAUACUUUAUAAUGCAAUCCUGCUGGGCUUUCGACUCAAGGAAACGGCCGUCCUUCCUUAGCCUGAUUUCAUUUUUAGGGUGUCAGCUGGCGGAGGCGGAGGAAGCGAUGUAUCAGAGCAUGGACGGCCAUGUUUCGGAACGUCCGUCCAUCUACCAAAACAGGCGACCUUACAGCAGAGAGGGGGACCCAGGGCUGCUCUCUCCACAGGCUCGUGUUCAAGAUUCAUAGAGGAGCAACUUAACCUUCAGGCCUUCCCCACCCACUCCUGCCUUGAACAGGCUGUAGAUUACCAAAACCAGAUUAAUUUCCUCACUAAAAGAACGUAUAUUCUCAACCGCUGCUUUGCUGGACUAUUGCUCUAGAAGCUCUCUGUAUUUACUCUCGUUUCCAAAGGAACUUUCGUAAAAUCAAAUCAUCCUUUGCACAAGGCAGGAGGAGCUGAUGAUUUAUUUUAUUGGAGCAUCUACCAUCCAAAGGCCUUCUGGGGUAGGCUUGAAUGAAAAAUUGUGUACCUGAAGUAUAGUACAUUCUUGUAAAUACAUAAAACAAAAGCAUUUUGCUAAGGAGAAGCCGAUACGACUUUUUAAAUCUAUGUUUUAAAAUAUGUAACUUUUUCAGCUAGUGAUAUAUUUUAUGAAUGGAAAUAAACUUUCUAUUAUAGAAACGUC